AUGCCCAUCGAACUACUGAAAUCUCUUCGAUUGCAUAAGGAUAAGCUAUGGUCUCUUGACUGUUCAAAAGGCCUCAUGGCUACUGCUUCAUCGGAUCGCAAAAUCAAACUGGUGAAUCUUCAGAAUUUAGAUUUCAAACUAGUGGAGGAACUCGACGACAGCACACACAAAAAAUCUGUGCGAUCAGUUUCUUUCAGACCUAAUUCCUCCAUUCUCGCUGCCGGCUCUUUUGAUUCAACAAUUUCCAUCUGGGGAAAAGACGACUCCGAUCCGCUAGACAACCCAGAAACUGAUCUUUUGGCCAUCAUUGAAGGUCAUGAAAAUGAGGUUAAAGGGGUUGCAUGGUCUCACUCUGGAGAGUUUCUUGCUAGCUGCUCAAGAGAUAAAAGCGUUUGGAUAUGGGAAGCGGAUGAGCUUGGUGAAGAGUACGAAUGCUUAAGUGUAUUACAGGAGCACUCCCAAGAUGUUAAACAUGUCGUUUGGCACCCGAAUAUGAACUUAUUGGCUUCAAGUUCAUAUGACGAUACCAUUAGACUUUGGAAAGAGGACGCGGACGAUUGGGAGUGCGCAGCAGUGCUUAACGGCCACGAAGGUACCGUUUGGUGCUCCGAUUUUGAGAAAUCAGAAGCUUCACUCAGGUUAGUGAGCUGUAGCGACGAUGCAACAGUUCGUGUCUGGAAAUACGUUGAAGAAGGUGAGGAUGGUGAGGAUAUAUGGACUCUCGAUGCAAUCCUGCCAAACAUCCACUCAAGAGCUGUCUACAGCGUAAAUUGGAGCUCGCACGGUUACAUCGCCAGUGCAGGUUCUGAUGGUAUAUUGGCAGUAUAUAAGGAAGUUGAGCAAGGGAACUGGGAGGUGGUAGCGCAGCAAAAUGAGGCCCAUAGCGUCUUUGAAGUCAAUAUGGUCAAAUGGACUCGAGUCGGCGACAAGGACUUGAUACUUACCGGCGGAGACGAUGGUUUUGCCAAUGUGUGGUGUUUCACCCCAUAG
This is a messenger RNA of Lachancea nothofagi CBS 11611, 990 nucleotides long. The record is from the annotation of a GenBank genome assembly. NCBI's taxonomy places the organism in Eukaryota, Fungi, Ascomycota, Saccharomycetes, Saccharomycetales, Saccharomycetaceae.